CAGCACCCAUGUGCCUCCUCCUGUCUCCACCAGCUGCUGCUUCUCAAUGAUUAGAGCCCUCUGUUCCCAAACACUCCCUUCUUCUUCAAACCCCCAAAUUCAGCAAAAACUAUCUUCAAAUCCUUCAAAUCCUUCAAAUCCGCCAUUGCCACACCUUCAAUUUCUUCAGCCAUGUCUGGUUCUGAUGGCGUCUCCCACAACAAUGGCGCCAUAAUUCCCCACUCUCAACAGAGCACCCAGACCACCACCAACAAUGGCGCUCUGCCUCUCAAGAAACCCCCUGCUAAGGACCGCCACAGCAAGGUCGAUGGCCGUGGCCGUCGUAUUCGUAUGCCCAUCAUUUGUGCUGCUCGUGUCUUUCAACUCACCCGCGAGUUGGGCCACAAAUCCGACGGUCAGACCAUUGAGUGGCUCCUCCGUCAAGCAGAGCCUUCCAUUAUUGCCGCCACUGGCACCGGCACUACUCCGGCUAGCUUCUCCACCAUCUGCGCUUCCCUCCGUGGCACUCCUGCCGCUCUUUCCUCUUCAGCUUCUCUCGACCAUAAACCCCUUUUGCCUCCUGCCCCUUUCAUUCUCGGUAAGCGCGUUAGACCUGACGACGAUGCAGGGCAUAAAGACAACGACGGAAACGGCGGCGGCGGUGGCGGUAAUGGUGGUGGGGGUGCUAUUUCUGUCGGCCCUUCUGUUGGUUCUAUUAUGGGUUCAGCUGCUGCGGGUGGAUACUGGGCGUUUCCAGCUAGGCCGGAUUUCGGACAGGUAUGGAGUUUCGCCGCUGCUGCAGCUCCGGAGAUGGUGAUUCAACCGACGGCGAUUUCUCAUCAGGCGUCGUUAUUCGCUCAGCAGCAAUCAAUUGGAGAAGCCUCGGCGGCGAAAGUGGGAAAUUACCUUCCAGGUCAUCUGAAUUUGCUUGCUUCUUUAUCAGGUGGACAGGGAAGUUCCGGGCGGAGAGACAACGACCACCGUUGAUUUAAUAAUCCCGCCGUCGUUCACGGCGGCACUGUAACAAUUCUCUCUCGUGGGUGUUCGUGUUCAUAGAAUUAUAUAAACUACCCUUACCCUCUUCCUUGAAUUUCUCUAUCGUUUUCAUUUCCCCUUCUGGUGUGGAGCUUAGAAUUUUAGGGUUUUAGGGUAUUGAAUUCUUAGCUUAAAAUGAGUUCAUCUCUAGGGUUUUCUUCUUUCUUAAGAUUGAUUAGGGUUUUUCAGCUUAGAAUCUUGAGGUUUUUCAUUGCCAGAGGAACAAAAAAAAAAA
Messenger RNA from Cucurbita moschata (crookneck pumpkin), 1249 nucleotides. Its product is annotated as transcription factor TCP21-like. Gene Ontology annotation, biological process: regulation of circadian rhythm. Bases 172 to 966 code for a protein of 264 amino acids. The record is from RefSeq and is a predicted model, not a curated record. The transcript has a single exon. Lineage: Eukaryota; Viridiplantae; Streptophyta; Magnoliopsida; Cucurbitales; Cucurbitaceae. Gene Ontology annotation, molecular function: DNA-binding transcription factor activity; sequence-specific DNA binding. Gene Ontology annotation, cellular component: nucleus.